Molecule: messenger RNA, 1954 nt
Organism: Ectocarpus sp. CCAP 1310/34
Lineage: Eukaryota; Phaeophyceae; Ectocarpales; Ectocarpaceae
Source: the annotation of a GenBank genome assembly
CGUUCAGCUGAGAGGGAGGGGUGCGGGGGCGAGAGGGCGAGGCCGGAGCAUUCGGGCCAGGAAGGCGGUGGUGAUGAACGCCGACCGGUGGGCCGCGGCCAAACUCUUGCCCGAGGGAACUAUUCCCGACGAGAAGAGGGAGGAGGCCGAGGGCACCCCGAAGACGAUGUCGUUCAUGCACCUUCAUCUCGGCAUCGACGGGGACCUGCCGCCAGGAACAGACCCUCACUACACGGUCGUGAACCGGUGGAACGACACGCUCGGGGAGCAAAACAUGAUCGCAGUGUCUCUUCCGACUCUCCUCGACCCAUCGCUGGCGCCCCCCGGACAUCACAUCAUCCACGCCUACGCAGCAGCGAACGAGCCGUACGAGCUGUGGGAAGGACUAGACCGACGAAGCAAGGAAUACAAGGACCUCAAGGAGGAGAGGGCGGAAGCUCUCUGGGAGGCGGUGGAGCGCGUGGUUCCGGAUGCUCGGAAGCUGGCCAAGACUGUCCUCGUCGGAUCCCCCCUCACCCACGAGCGCUUCAAUAGGCGAAGCUAUGGCACCUACGGCCCAGCGUUCGAGGACGGCGCCAGCGCUUUCCCAAACCCUGUCGACAUACCCCUAGAAAACUUUUACUCCUGCGGGGACUGCGUGUUUCCCGGGGUCGGGGUGCCGGCCGUCGCCGUCUCCGGGGCAAACGUGGCGAACUCUUGCGUGGGCCCUCUGGCGCACCUGCGGCUCAUCAACCGCCUCCAGAGGGAUUUGAAGUUAACCGCCCAAGCUUCAGCCGGCGGCGGCGGUGGUAGAUGAAUGAUGCCGGUGGCGAUCACGUGUGAAACACCGUGAGAGCGUUUUGAUACAUUGAUGCCAUAGCUUUUUGCCCCCCAUGGCGGCCACACGUGACACGCUGUGAGAACGUUAUGAUACAUGGAUGGCAUGUUUUUUGCCACCCAUGAGCUAGGUAGGAUCUGAUGGCUUUGGGUUUCAAUUUAUUGGUGCACACGGCGACUUCGCUGACUACGAUGUUGGACGUUUCCAACCAAGUGUCGGCACGCUCGUGUGGGGGAUCGUCAUGUGUGCAUGGACCUGAAGAUUUUUCGACAAGCGGCCAGGUGUACUGUACCAAAAAUCUGCUGGUUGGUGUCAUUGCUCAGAAUAGUACCAUCGCAUAACUGGCGUGCCUGUAUAACACUGUAAGCCGCCGUGUAUUUGGCUCAUGACGAAAGCAGAAAUCGGAGUUGUCGCUUUUGGGGGUGUCUUGGAAGAGCCGUCCAUGUGUGUGUGCGCAAGUACAAAUUGUUCACUUAGCAUGAUAGCAUUUCUGCUGAGAGGCGGAGGUGUUCGUACACCUCAGAGUUAGGGCAGCGUGGCGUCACGUGGGCAAGGAGAUACGACUAAACAAAAGUGGGUAACACCUUGGUGCCGUUACAGCCGUUGCAUGCAGAACAACGACACCAUCGGCUUACGCGUCGAUGGUUCGAGGAGACUUUUUGGGGAGAAUUGCGCAUGGUUUGACUUUUCCCGAAGCUGCGCCCGCUAGCAUUGCCGCAAACCAGACUGUGCGGCGUAUAAUGCCGAUAGCCUGCUGACACAUUUAUGAAAGUGUUCCAGGAUGUGAAUAUCUUCCUUGGCCGGUACAUCUGCUAUCUAUCGCAGCCGCGUGUGUGCGUUAAACAUGCGGAUAGCCCAGGAUCCACGUGUUGGAUUAUUAUGGUGAAGUGAAGUUUUGGACUGGAUGCUGUUGAUCUGUUAUACGAAGAAGACGAUAUGCAUUUCGGGGAUAAAUCCAUUUCCGUCCUCGGGAUUAUCGAUUGAUUAUAUGUUCGUCGCUUCACUUUUUCCGGAGUUGGGUCUCCCCGAUCCCUGCGGUUGGCAAUGCUGUUGCACAGCAUGGAUUAUUCAGGACGGUGCAGAGAAGCAGAGAAGCCCACCAUCCCAGCGCGCCUUUGGAGCGAGCGAGGGACCGGC